GAUGUCUCACCUUGCAGUUGCACCCCACGACAGUGAUUCAUUCUACCAGCGGUCAACAUUUCCAUUCUUGCGUACAAACCUCGUCUGCUUUUGUAGGCACUUACAAUUGAAUUAUACUUCCUCUCAAUUGGGUCAGCUGAGAAAUAGCCCACAAUAUAUACUUAAUGACACAAUCUUAAUAGACAUCUGAGAUGGAUGCAAGGCUAAUUUCUUCUCUGAUAUGGUUGCUUCUAUCGUUCCAGGCAACAAGCUUACAACUAAUUAAACAUGCGACGCAAGAUUCGUCCGGCCCAGGGUCGUUACAUCAUGAUCUCAAGAUAGAUAGCCAGCAGCCUCUCAGCAUUCAAUCUGAGAGUCCUCCUUAUCGUUCCCGGCUUGUCGAUUUGCAUCGCUCUCUUGUGGAGAUAUCAUCCACAACAGGACACGAGGCCGAAGUAGGGACUUUCCUCUCCCACUACCUGGAAAGUCACGGGUUCGAUGUAAAGCAGCAAAGUCUCCCCAUGCGGGAGGACGCCCAGGCCUCCAAUUACAAGCCCAAGCGCUUCAACAUCAUCGCUCGUCCGUCUGCAGCUCACAGUAGCACAGCCUGGAACCCUCGCCUGCUCAUCACUUCGCAUAUUGAUGUGGUGCCACCUUACAUCCCUUACUCCAUUGACGCUGACCCAUCAGACGCUACGGACGAGACGAUAAUCCGCGGGCGCGGCAGUGCGGAUGCCAAGGGCAGUGUGGCAUCACAGAUCAUCGCCGUGGAGGAACUUGUCCACAGAAAGCUCAUCCACCCCGAGGACGUGAUGCUUUUGUACGUCGUGGGCGAGGAGGUGGAUGGCGCAGGGAUGAAGCGUUUCUCCGACUCGCUGGAGGACCCAAGCAAGCAAUUUCAUGGAUUCGAGUCGGUCAUCUUUGGAGAACCCACAGAAAACAAACUUGCAUGUGGCCACAAGGGCAUUAUAGCCUGUACCAUUACCGCCACCGGCAAAGCAGGACACUCUGGCUACCCCUGGUCGGGUGAAAGUGCCAAUGAGAUGCUGAUGCGAGCUUUGGUGAGAAUACUCGAUACCGACCUUGGGAGCAGCGACGAGUAUGGAAACACUACUAUCAACGUGGGUACCCUCGCUGGCGGUAUUGCAUUCAAUGUGAUUCCAGAAUUUGCCCAGUCAAAUAUCUCGGCUCGUGUAGCAAUUGGUCCGCAAGACUCGGGCCACAUUGCCGUUCGCCAUAAAAUCGAGGCAAUACUGGCAAAAGAAAAUGCAGAUCAUCUCAGUAUUAAAUGUGGGCUCGGGUACGGCGUCGUAACUUGCGACUGCAAUAUCGAAGGUUUCCAGACGACUACGGUUAAUUAUGGCACUGAUAUCCCAAAUCUAAAGGGCAACCACAGGAGAUACCUUUAUGGACCAGGUAGCAUCUUGGUCGCACACUCCGACGACGAACAACUUACUGUGGGCGACCUCGAAACUGCUGUCGAAGCAUAUCAAAAGAUCAUUUUACACGAUUUGAGUACUUGAUGUCCAAAAGACAGUUGAAAUCAGGAAGUUCUUGACUUCUGCUUCCUCAUUUUCCCAGUUCUUGUGUACAAUUUAUCCCAUGAACCCAUGUACCCAUAAACCAUGAACAUAUAUACUCCAUCAAUCCCUACGCUUAAUUCGACCCUCAUUCUCUCACCACCUUUGCCCAAGUUCCGGGCAUAACUUGACUAAAGUCAAACUUGCCAUCCUGUUUCACGACCACUCCUUGCUCUGUCACAAUCGCAUCGAUCAAGUCAUGGGGAGUGACGUCAAACGCAGGAUUCCACACAUCUAUUCGCUGGUCUGCCGUCGCGACCCUGGCAGUAUUGGAAGGAUCAACUUUCCCGUCUUGGCCAACAAGAGCACCAGAGAUCUGCGUCAACUCUUCCUUCUUCCUUUCCUCAAUCUUGAUACCCGUACCCGUGGUCGUUUCGAGGUCUAUGCUCGUCGUGGGCGCUGCCACAACAAACUUAAUGCCAUGGUGACGAGCCAGGACGGCAAGCCCGUAAGUGCCCACCUUGUUGGCAGUGUCACCGUUCCGCACUACACGGUCUGCACCGACGAUGACAGCCCCGAUGUUGAACUGUUCUUUUUUGAGCGCAAAAAGUGCUGCAGCCAUGGAGUCGGUGAUCAGUGUGCUUGGGAUGCCCUCAUACACGAGCUCAAACGCAGUCAACCUGCUGCCCUGAUUGUAAGGCCUGGUCUCAGUGCAAAACGCAUGGUGAAGCGUCUUCCUCUCCUGGAGGGAGCGAAUGAUACCCAGGGCGGUGCCAUGGCCAGAUGUCGCCAAGGAGCCGGUGUUGCAGUGUGUCAACACAGAGACUUUGUGGUCGGAGGUUACAUCCAGCUGAGACUCGAGCCAUGCCGCACCAAAUGAUCCGAUAGAUAUGUUGGUUUGGAGAUCUUUUGCCAGGAUAUUCUCAGCGGCCUGAACAUAGGCGGCAAGAAUGUUCUCAUUGGCCUUGGUAGCAGCCAAGUCUACUUGGCGGAUUGAGCUUUUAAGCAGCGUAAUUGCGUUGCUCAAGUCCACAGCUGUAGGACGGCUACCUUUUAGAUAGUCGAGUUUUGAGUCGAUGAAGGCGAUGUACUCAUUGGGGGUUUGGUUGGCUUGUAGAGGGUUUAGUAAGUGGGGUUUCGGCAAUAAAUAGGAACAUGAAACGACUUACUCGAAGAAUUCGCGAGCUGCAGCUCAACAGCAAGAGCCAAGGCGGCCACGAUAGCUAUGGCCGGGGCUCCUGUUGCAAAAGUAAGUUUAACCAAUGAACUAUGCCAAAUGGAUAAUAAUUGCAGGAUAUCGCCAAGGUCAGUAGGCUAUCUUUACCUCGAACUCUCAUCGACUUUAUGCAGUCAAACGCCUCCUCGCAUGUCGAAAUCUCGUCAUAGUGGUUUUCGUGGGGAAGUCGAAGCUGGUCAAGGACCUCAAGCUUCGGUGUUGUUCCGCCCGAGUACCGGAUUGCUUGCAAACUGGACAUGUUCACCAAGAGAAUAAUAGAGUGGCCUAUAUCCAGAUCCGAAGAAAAGAAACUCU
This is a messenger RNA of Pyricularia oryzae 70-15, 3030 nucleotides long. Its product is annotated as acetylornithine deacetylase. Gene Ontology annotation, molecular function: hydrolase activity. Lineage: Eukaryota; Fungi; Ascomycota; Sordariomycetes; Magnaporthales; Pyriculariaceae. The transcript has 2 exons. The record is from RefSeq and is a predicted model, not a curated record. Bases 192 to 1502 code for a protein of 436 amino acids.